UUUAUCUUCAAUACCUCUAUCUGAGUAUGCCAAGAAGCUGGAAACUCGAGUGAAACGGCGUUAUCUUGAUAAAAUUUCGUCGAUUGGAAUCGACCCCGUGUUAGUUGACAGCAACCUUUUUGAGCCGGACUGUUUACCUCCAGUAGAAUCUACAGAUCUGCUAUUUUAUCUCGUCCUAGAAACAAGUUUCUACACAAACCAACAGUUUAAAGMUUUUCGUAGUCUGGAAGCUUAUAAUCAGAUGUUCUCCGGAUUUAUUGCAAGCGUAGAAGGCCACAUCAUUUCUGACAAGUUUGUUGUUGUCGCGAAGGUGAGACAUUCUCAGCGAAUGAACGAUGCUCUGAUCCCAGUAUGGAUAAUCACAGAAAAACWGGGGAACAUAAUUUCUUGUCACUGUUUAGGUUGUAAAGCGGGUCUUGGUGAGUCGUGUUCUCACGUGGCUAGCGUACUAUUUUACCUAGAAGCCUGGACGAAAAUAAACGGCAAGUUAUCCUGUACCCAAGUAAAGUGCACGUGGAUUUUGCCAACCUACGUGAAACAAGUUGAUUAUGCUAGAGUACGAGAUAUCAAUUUUACUUCUGCACGAAAAAUGAAGACGGACUUGGAGAAAAAAAUCGAUUAUCAUAACGAUAUUCCCAGUCAAAGCAAGUCAACACAAGUUUUAGGAACAUUAAAGUCUUCUUCAAAAGAAUGCAAAGCUCCUACAGAACCGGAAAUGGAUGCUUUCUACGCUGAAAUCAACAAGAGUCAAAACAAGGCCGUGGUUCUAAGCUUGAUUUCUCCAUACUCAAGUAGCUUUGUGCUGAAAAGCAGAUCUGUUCCAACAGUAAAUUAUCUUUGUAAAAAGGAAUACUUACAUCUAUCAUAUCCAGAGCUUAUAAAGGUCUGCCAAGGCAUAAAGAUUGAAAUUUCAAAAAAUCACAUAGRACAAAUUGAGAGAGAUACCUUAAAACAGUCAAAAGGACAUAACBUUUUCAAACACAGAGCUGGAAGAAUUGGAGCUUCUCAAAGUAAGGCUGCAUGCCACUCAGAUCCUGCUUUGCCCUCCCUGUCUCUAAUAGAAUCAAUUUGUUACCCAGAGCUAGCCAAGUUUACCACUAAAGCCACUGUUCAUGGUUGUAAACAUGAGGAAGAUGCUAUCAAGGCCUAUGAACAAAUAAUGAAAGGGAAGCACACCAAUUUCAAGGUUCAGAAGUGUGGUCUGUUUAUCAAUGAAGCUUAUCCAUAUAUACAUGCGACACCUGACUUCUUAUGUUCUUGCGACUGUUGUGGAGAAGGAUGUGGGGAGGUGAAAUGCCCUUUUUGCAUUGAGGACUGUGACUUUAAUAGCUAUCUAUCAAAGUCAUCAUGUUGUCUACUAAAAGAUAACAAUGAAAUGUUUACCCUUAAGCAUGAUCACCAGUAUUACUAUCAAGUUCAGCAGCAGCUGUUUACUUUACACAAAGAUUACUGUGACUUUGUUGCAUGUGCAUUUGGAGAUGAUGGGAGUACGACACUUGUCCAGCCGAGAAUAUUCCCAGACAAAGAACACUGGGAAAUUGCAUUGCCAAACCUCACCACUUUUUGGAGAACCUGUGUCUUACCUGAAGUGCUUGGAAAAUGGUCCACUAGAAGGCAUACUUCAAAAAGAAGUGAGCCAACAGCAAGUGGGGCUAUUUGCUUUUGUAGAACUGCCCAAGAUAGAUCAUGUGUCUGUUGUGCCAACCCCAUGUGCCCAAUCAGUACAUUUCAUCUUUCAUGCUUGGGACUGACAACCACACCCAAAACAUGGUACUGCCCAAAUUGCAGAAUGUUACCUGAAUUCUACAUGUUUUAG
Messenger RNA from Actinia tenebrosa (Australian red waratah sea anemone), 1816 nucleotides. RefSeq lists its product as uncharacterized. Gene Ontology annotation, molecular function: cysteine-type peptidase activity; zinc ion binding. Lineage: Eukaryota; Metazoa; Cnidaria; Anthozoa; Actiniaria; Actiniidae. The record is from RefSeq and is a predicted model, not a curated record. Gene Ontology annotation, biological process: proteolysis.